AGACUAGAGAGAAGAGAAUCGGAGGAAGAAGAAAAGAUUGUUUGCCUGGAUAUGGGUGUUGAUCCCUGGGCUGUCGCCAUGGACUCCUUUUCCUCAGUUUGGACUUCCCACCAUGAGAGGACGGGGGAGUUGCUUCAUAAGCUUCUACGUGCCACCUGGGAACUGGAAGCGCUUCAAAGCAGCGUCGAGGAGGAAAGGAGGGAAAGAGAGGAACAUAUCAAUCAGCUAAUCCAAAUCCUGAAGGCAACCACCCAGGAAAGAGAUGAAGCCAGGGAACAACUGCAGGUCUUGCUCAACAAAAUCUCCGAGCCUAACUUGCCCGAGCUUGUUCAUGCCCUCUCCCACCUCCAACCUCAGAGUCCACAGAUUUGGCAGGCCAGAGGCAAUUCCAUCGUCAUGGAAUCCGAAAGCCUAUCCGAAGCUCCGAAUCAUCACUCUUAUGGAUCCUCUCCUGCCGAGUCGUUCUCUGUGACGAGCAUGCAUGGUGCUGAUUCCUGCGCCAUGGGACUCCCGCGGCCGCCGCUGUUUCUUAGUGAGAAUGAUCGCUCUUCGUCGAUGGUGAUCUCGCCGGGCGCGGGCGCUGCAAGAUAUGAUCGCGCUGAUGCUAUAAUUGACGCCAUGUCUGCGAAAAAGCCAUUGCCUGAGAAAGGAAAACUGUUGGAAACCAUGCUGAAACUUGGCCCGACGCUGGAGACUCUCAUGGUGGCUGGUUCCCUCCCUCACUGGCGAAAUCCUCCUCCGCUGCAAUCAAUUCAGGUUCCUCCUGUGACGAUCAAAGCUUGCCACGCUCAGCUGCUGAACCGAGUUGCCCUGUUGAACUCUAAUCAUUUGAUUCAGAGUUCUUCAUAUGAGAAGGCCAAUGGAUUGUCUCGGAUGCAACCUGCGUCGAUUUUGGAAUUUUCUAGUACGCUGAGCUUGCAUACCGGGGCUUUGCCUUGUGUAAGCGGCGACCAGAGCUUGAGGCCAAGCGACAGGGAAUUCAAUAAACUUCUAGUAGAUGAUGCGAGGGAAAUGUCUUGGUUUGGUUAGGUUUCAGGAAGACACGUGUUCUGAUUUUCUUUAUUUUAGGAA
Molecule: messenger RNA, 1071 nt
Organism: Phoenix dactylifera (date palm)
Lineage: Eukaryota; Viridiplantae; Streptophyta; Magnoliopsida; Arecales; Arecaceae
Source: RefSeq, a predicted model, not a curated record